Messenger RNA from Mytilus californianus (California mussel), 1639 nucleotides. RefSeq lists its product as uncharacterized. The coding region runs from base 194 to 1639 and encodes 481 amino acids. The transcript has 4 exons. NCBI's taxonomy places the organism in Eukaryota, Metazoa, Mollusca, Bivalvia, Mytilida, Mytilidae. The record is from RefSeq and is a predicted model, not a curated record.
UACUAGAUUGAACAGAGUAGGUGUUACAUUGUCACCAACCAGUAAGCAAAGAUUGAUAAAAGAGGCCGGAGAAAUCAGCCAUAGAGCUCUGUGUGAUUAUUUGAAGGAAAAGCCACUGCUAAAAAUUACCGGCGACAAUCUGGACAUAUACAUUAAAAGUCGUUGUGUAUCAAUAGAUAAAGGAAAUACAGAUAUGCAUUUAUUUGCCUCAAAUGCCUUAACUAGCAGGUUAUCAUCUGUAGAUAUGGACAACAGAACCCCUGCUGUUCCAGCAGUUAAUGGAGAUGUUUUAAAACUAACAGAGGCAGAAAUUGACAACAUGAAAUAUUCAUAUUCAAUACUGAUUGCAAGAAUUUUGAGUUCAAUGGAUCAGUUCAAAUGGAUGACAACAGUGGUACCAGUACACAUGAGCCAUAGCUAUAGUGCUGGGAUGUCCCAAAAGAGCCAAGUUUUCCAGUUACCCAUCCAACAUAAGAAUGAGGCUAAAUAUGAAGACAUUCUUGAUGUCAUGGAUUCAUAUGAGAAAUUGCUUCAAAAAACAUUUCAGGAAUCCCAUGACAAAGACUUUGAUAAAAAAACAUUUAAAGCACUUUACAAGAUGGAUUCUCUGGACAAAUUAGGUACCUUAGCAUUUUGGAGAAAUAGACUGAAGAAGACUGAUGUAAAUGGCAAAGUUAAAGGUCACUUUAAUUCCCAUAGCGAAUUCUUUAAACUGAUUGUAAGGGAGCUGAUUUGUGAACAGGCAUUUGAACUGUUUAACCUUAAUUUAGAAGAUAAUACCCCGUAUCCACAAAAUAUCUGCAAGGCAAGCAGACUCACCAAAGAACAGAAAAUGAGGGAAUUGACAAGCGAAGUACUUGACAAAUUCGAUGUUAUGCGGACAGGGGUACCAUCAGAAAGCAAUGAUGAAUUGUAUAAUUAUAGUACCAAUUUAACAAUUAGGGGCUUACAUUAUCUACAAAUGGAAGACACUAUAAAAGAAGGUGACAUUUCCAGAAUCAUUCCAAACCUUAAAGUGUGCAUCCCAAUUUUUUAUGCACAUUCUUGCCUUUCCAAAUACUUAUUCGAAUGUGUUGACUACAUAACUAAAGUCAGCUGUUUUCUUUCUCCAUUGGACAAACUUAGAGUGUUGGAAGGCAGUAUGGUUAAUUUGAGAGGUGGACAAGGCAAUAAUAUUGAGGCUGACUUGGUACAGGAGCAUUCAGUAAGAAAUCAGAAAGAGUUGAUUAGGGGUCUUGGUGCAAAUAAAAGUGAAACAGCUAUUUCUGCUGUUACUGCAGCAGCACCAGUCAUUGCUAAAAUAUGUAUGAAUUUUGACGCAGAACACAACAUUUCCAAAAAAGCCUCCAGACACAGCAAAGUUAUUUCAACAGAGGAUAUGAAAGUUGUGAGUGAAAGUCUUAGAAAAAUAAGACCGUUUCUAAUUACUAAUGGUAGAAAAUGUGCUUUCCGUAACUUACCUUCUCAACCAUGUUCUAAUAUAAAUCUAACCAAAAUGGACAUUGACUUGGAUGUGAUGCUAGGUAGGGUGGGUAGAGGAUAUAUUUCUGUAGAUAAUGAGGAAGAUGACGAUGACACAGCAAAUGUUGGUACUGAUAAUGAAGAGGAUGAAGAGGAAAUGCCAGAUAUUCCUCUUUGA